GGAUUGCAACAUUUGGGGCCAAAAAAUAAAAGCAAUCGAAGAGAUUGCUGAUUAAAACAGAGCAGUAAAUGGCCUACAAGAUAUCUAUAAGGAUUGUCCAUUAUAUGUAUGCUAUAAGCCGAUACGGGGAAAUGUCUUAAAAAAGGGUCAGAAUUGGCCAAACAGAAGAUGACCAGCAACCAGUUGAAGGAUGAAUUGACCGGUCUCAAUGUGCCGUUUGAUAAAGGCUGGGCAUGGAUGAUCUCACUGAGCUGUUUUAUGAUCUUCUAUGUCUAUGCAGCUUAUGACCAAGUGGUGUCUGUUCUGUUAGUGGACAUCUUGCAGGACUUACACACUACCAUCAGCGUCAUGUCCAUCAUGUUUUCAGUCAACACGUGCUUCUAUUGUCUGGCAACUCAAGUGACCAACAAUUUUUUGCUUAAUCACAUGACUAACAGACGACUGGAAACGAUUGCCGCUGUCAUCAAUGUCAUGGCCACUCUGUUGUUUGUCAUACAGCCGAGUUCCGCCUUAUUCUUGACGUCAUCCUUCGUUAAAGCUACUGCUAAGGGCACAUCGUUAAUAUCCACCUUGACCAUGGUGGGUCAUUACUUCAAGAGAAGGCGUGCCCUCGGUAUAGGUCUGGCCCUAAUGGGUGCUAGUUUCAGCUCCAUCACGGUCCCACCGCUGACUCGCUACCUAAGAGACGAAUACGGUCUGAGGGGCUGCUUUCUGUUGGUAGCCAGUCUGGAAAUGCACGCUGUACUGGCCACCAUGUUACUCAGACCGAUAAGCAGCUAUAGAAAAAGGAAGAAUUUGUCAAAACAGUAUGAAGAAGCUCUAACGCACGAAGAGAAGCAUCUCCUGGAGGAACAUCCUCUCCCGGAACAUCCUCUGCCUGAACAUCCCCUGGACGAAUAUCCCCUGUCGGAACAUCUCCAGAGGGAACAUCCCUUGAAGGAACAUUCCAUGGAGCCGCACCACAUGACCAGCUUACCCAAAGUGGAACUAGAAACGGACGAUAUUUCCAAGUUAAAACAAAGUACGACCAAGAGGUUAAACUCUGACGGGUCUUUAUGUUUUAAACAUAAAGAACCCGCUGUUAUUUCAAAGGGCGAAAACUCUACAAUAUCAACGAUUGAUUACACAACGACAGCCAUCGACAACAACAUUGUCCAAGAUCAUGGUUCAGCCUUAACCGGAGAUCCUGAAAAGAAAUCUCAUUUUCCACAGAAUGCUUCUGAAAGUAUUCUUGGCGCCUUGAUUACAAUAUCCAAUCAAAACUAUUUAGAAGGUGACGCUGGGGAUUCAGUACAUAUAGAUAAACCAUUUGCGAUCACUUCUGCAGAUCACGUGAAUUCACAUAGCAAACCAACACAGGAAAAAACACUUUUAGCAUAUGAAGAAAGCAUUGCAAAUAUUACAAACAUUUUAAAAGACCACGAAACUGUACCAGAUAAUAAAUAUGUGGAACGCAUAGAAAAUGCCGACCGUAUCGCAGCAUUGCAGCAUACAAAAAACGAAACGGACCCCAUUCCUCCAAGUAUACAUUCGUUACAGACAUCGUACACCAACAGAGCAGAUAGCAAGAGAGUUCUAAUGGAUAACGUGGAAGUCACCAGGCUCGCUACCUACAGAGAAGCUUCAGUUGAGGAAGUCCCUGACAAGGACCAUGACAUUUACAAUCGAGAGGAUACUUAUGAAGUCCCGACAGCCCAGACACGACCAUACCGUUGGAGAUCCAACUCUUGCUCUAUAGGAAGCAGUGGCGCCAUCGAUGUUCUAACCGUAGAAGAGAACAUCUCCACCAAUGUCGCUUCUCUCUCUGACAAGUCCAACACGAAAAAUCACCAUAAAAUGACCUCCUGGAUUAGAGUCAUUAUAAAUUUCCCUUUGCUGAAAAACUACCUCGUCAUUUUGAUAUUUUGUAUUUACUGUUUGACGAACGGUGGUAUCCUCACGAUUAUGUACUUACCAUCGUAUGCCAGGCGCGUGGGAAUCGAACCACAGAGCGCAGCGAUACUGCUGACUGUUUCCGGCACUUGCGACAUGGUCUCCAGAGUCUUCUCCGGCUUUUUCGUGGAUUUGAAGAUCAUCAAAAUUAACAUCAUCAUGGGCGUAUCUCUGUUCUUCAUAGGUGUAGUUAGUCAGUUUCUUGGGCUGUUUGUGACUUUAGAAUUGCUGAUAAUGUAUUCCGUCAUGCAGGGUUUGAUUGGAAGUAUAGGCGGCAGUUUGAACACAGUCUUAAUUGUGGAGACACUUGGCAUUAACUACCUCUCUAAGGUGCUGCCCAUGUGCAGUCUGUUUCUUAGCAUUUCGAUAGCAAUACAACAACUUAUAGUUGGGGCGUUGAUCGAAUGGACGGAGAACUAUGUGGUGGCGUUUCAAUACGUUGGCACCAUGCACAUCCUCGCUGCUGUGUUGCUAGUGGUGGCUUUGCCUCUGGUCAAGAAAUUGCAACUAGCCAAAGAAAACAGAUUCUUGGACAAGAAGUAGACCUAAUACUGGGGUGGGCUGACUGCGGCCGGCGGAGGUUGAAAUGCAGCGUCUUAAUAGGUCCAGUCGUCUGGGAGUUUUCCCCACUUCAAAAGCCAAAGCUGCAACAUAGUCAAUUCUAUCAUUAUAGACCAACCAAAAGUGGAUUUUGUUAAUAUUCAUAUUAUUAAGUUUGUACAAUUGGUAGCUGUAACAAAAACACGAAUAAUUGUGAUAUAAAAACUAAACAAAUGUUUAUUUAACAUUAAAGCUGUCUAAAAUAUGUUUGAAGAAAAAUAAAGCACUGUUUCGAAUG
This is a messenger RNA of Biomphalaria glabrata, 2770 nucleotides long. RefSeq lists its product as uncharacterized. The transcript has 6 exons. The coding region runs from base 169 to 2475 and encodes 768 amino acids. Gene Ontology annotation, biological process: monocarboxylic acid transport; transmembrane transport. Gene Ontology annotation, molecular function: monocarboxylic acid transmembrane transporter activity. The record is from RefSeq and is a predicted model, not a curated record. NCBI's taxonomy places the organism in Eukaryota, Metazoa, Mollusca, Gastropoda, Planorbidae.